Spinacia oleracea (spinach) is the source of this 5851-nucleotide messenger RNA. RefSeq lists its product as uncharacterized. Bases 2775 to 3839 code for a protein of 354 amino acids. NCBI's taxonomy places the organism in Eukaryota, Viridiplantae, Streptophyta, Magnoliopsida, Caryophyllales, Amaranthaceae. The transcript is spliced from 2 exons. The record is from RefSeq and is a predicted model, not a curated record.
GUUGUACUCCGUUUAUUAUGUCAACCAGGCUUUUAUUUCUCUCUCCUCUAUAACCUCUGCAUCUUCUCCAUUUCCUGCAUCUCAAUUCUAACGCGAUUUAAACCACAACCAUCGAGACAAAUCCAAGAACGUGCAUGUAUGUAGGGCACAUAAUACACGCAAUAGGUGAAAACGACAAGCUUUAAAGGUCGACGCUUGGAGAUUUGUUGUUGAGUAUAUUGGUUAGGCGGUGUUCUCAUUUCUGUAUUGAAGAUCUAAUCAUUAGUCUUACCAUUCUCGCGAAGAACAGGUACAAAGUGGUUUCACAUUCCUUACAGUUUUAAUUUAAUUUUUAGCUUAUUUAAUAAAUAAAUGUUUAUUGUUCUGUAGUGUGUUUCAGAAUUUCUCAUCAUUUUUAUCGGACUAUGAUUGUUGGUUGUAUCAUAUUUUGCUAAACUCUGAUCUUCCCUUUGAUGAAAAUCCUCACUUUUAGAUAUAUCAGGAACUAAUACGCUUUUGAAUAAAGAGUCAAUCUUCAAGACUCAUCUUCAGUUCUACUUUAUAUUAAUUAAAUAUUGUGAGUUUCGAGUAGGGGAACAAUAAUACAUCAAACUCUGCCGUUAUAGUUAAUUUAUACGUAAUAUUUAAGUUUAUGACUUCUAUUUACUAAUUGUUCUUAUUAUGUAGUAGACAUAUAAACAUCUAACUAUACCUUCAGACCAUCUCUAUCUACCCAGAAUAGAAUUUAGAGUAUGACGACUCCUUCAGAGAAAAGAUUAAAAUUAAAUGAAUAUAAAAGAAAAUGGUAUGCCGAUUUGCCCGAGGAAAGAAAAAUGGAAAUCAGACAAAGACGACGAGAAGCUUACCAUAACAAGAAAUAUUUGAAAAAACAAAUUACUAUAAAUGAUGUGAACAUAAAUGAUGGUCAAAUAAUCGGUGUUAAAAGAAGCGUCUGCAAUAUAGGUCAAUCUAAAACAUUAAAACGUGAAGAAAUAGUUGACAUUGAAAAAACAAAAGGGAAGACCCAGGUGACAUGUUUCAGCAUCUUUGAGACAGGUUAGUUUAAUUAAUAUAAUCCCUUUAUCUUAUAUAAUUUCAAAGAGAAGAAAAUUUAAAAUUCUAUAUUUCGCAGGUUCAACUUCAAACACCUCUCCACAUGAAACCACUAAUAUACCUGACCAAAACAAAAGGAAAAAAACCUGCAAAGGCAUAAAAAAUUCUAAGAGAAAAAAGGCGAUACAUACAAAGAUGAAUAUUCCAUUCCAACUGAGGCAUAUGUUAUGCCUCCACCAAAACAAUGUAAUCAUUGUGGUGCAAGGAAAUUCCAUCGUGAACCAAAAGGGUUUUGUUGUUCUGAUGGUAAGAUUGCAUUUGCUACGAAUGACCCUCCAUAUGAACUCUUUAAAUUGUAUACAUAAAAAACGAGUGAAUCAAUGUUGUUUUUGAAAUAUAUUCGCACCUUCAACAACUCAUUUGCUUUUACGUCGUUUGGUGUUCGAUAUGAUAAAGAUUUAUGCAAAAGAAAUAAGGGCAUUUAUACUUUUAAAGUUUAGGGCCAAGUUUAUCACUAUAUAAACGAACUAUUUCCAGGAGAUGAAAAUCCUAAAUAUUUACAACUUUAUUUUUAUGAUCCUGAACAUGAAGUCAAGAAUCGAAUAAACAACUCAAAACACUUAACCCCAGAAAUAACAAGCUUGCUUAUAGAAAUCUUGAAAGUAAAUCCUUAUGGAAAUUUUUUCAGAAGACUACAAAAUGUUCUAGAUUUAGAAAAUCACCAAAUUAUUAUAAAAACUCAUGAUGAUUUAGAUCAACGUGUUUAUAAUCUACCCACAACAUCGCAAGUGGCUGGAAUAUGGAUCGAAAGUAAUGAACCAGGAGAGGAAAGAGAGAGAAAUAUUGUUGUUUACAGUCAUGCAGGCCAUAGUUGUAAGGUCCAAUAUUAUUAUGGUUGCUAUGACCCUUUACAAUAUCCAUUACUAUUUCCUUACGGAGAAAUGGGAUGGCGACAAGGAAUUAGAAAGAUUGAAAAAGAUAAAAUGCAAACAGAAUCCAACGUCGAUGAUUCUAUUAGUAUAGACCAAUAUACCACACCAUCAGAAUUUCUGCAAAAAUAAGAGACAUGUAUGUCACUUUAAACAAUACACGUCUUUCUUUCUUUCUAUAUAUAUAUCCUUGUUCUUCCUUAUAAUUAAUUCUUAACUAUUAAUUAAACAUUUCAGUAUCCAAGAAAGGACGUGGAAAACGAAAUAUGGUGUCUUGUAGAGAGUAUUAUUGUUAUAAACUACAAAUAAGAAACCAUUUAAUAUCUAUUUUGCUGCAUGCUGGGCGUCUACUCCAACAAUAUGUUGUUGACAUGUAUAUUAAACUUGAAUCAUCAAGAUUAGAUUUUUUCCGAAAUAACCAGAAUGAAAUCCGAGCUGAAAUUUAUCAAGGAAUUGUUGACAGUGUUGCAAUGGGAGAAAACAAAGCAUCUAACAUAGGGAAACGAAUAGUUUUACCUUCGACCUUCAUUGGAGGUCCAAGGGACAUGAGAAAACGUUACAUAGAUUCGAUGACUUUAUUCCAACGAUUUGGGAAACCAGAUAUAUUCCUAACAAUGACAUGCAAUCCAAAUUGGCAAGAAAUCAAACAAGAACUACGUUUUAAUGAUGAAGUACAAAAUAAACCAGACUUGGUUGCACGCAUUUUUAAAGCAAAAUUAGAAAAACUGAAGCAAUUGUUGUUUGAAAAACAAUUUUUUGGCCCCAUAGCAGGCUAUACAUAUGUAAUUGAAUUCCAAAAAAGAGGUCUUCCACAUGCUCAUUGUCUUAUUAUUAAAACAAGGCCACAAAAUGACUUCUGCUGAAUUUUAUGACAAAUUUGUUUGUCCCGAACUUCCUGAUCAAAAUGAAAAUCCCCACUUAUACACUGCCGUAGUGAAGCACAUGAUACAUGGCCCUUGUGGGAAAUUGAAUCCAACUAAUGCUUGUAUGAAUAAAGAUGGAAAGUGCAAAAACAAUUACCCAAAAUCCUUUUGCUUUGCUACUGUACAUGGUAAAAAACCAUAUCCAGUAUAUAGAAGAAGAGAUAAUGGAAAACAAGUUAAAGUAAGAGGUCAAAUCUUAGAUAAUAGGUGGGUUGUACCAUAUAAUCCAUAUUUGCUUGCAAAGUUUGAUUGCCACAUUAAUGUUGAAAUUUGUUCAACCGUUGAGGCAGUUAAGUAUUUAUACAAGUACAUAUACAAAGGCCAUGAUCGUGUCGCUUUUCAUGUAUAUUCUAAUGAAACUAAAAAUGAAAUAGACGAAAUCGAGCAAUAUCAAUCUGGUAGAUGGGUUUCCCCCCCGGAAGCAAUGUGGAGAAUAUAUAAAUUCGCUUUGCAUGAAAUAUAUCCAUCCGUACAAAGUUUACAAUUGCACUUGGAAGGAAAACAACUUGUGACAUUUCGAAAUACUGACAAUUUAAACGUAAUAGUAGAAAAUGAUUCAUCCAAAGAAACGAUGUUGACUCAAUAUUUUUACAUGAACAAAAUGAAAAAAAAUCCUAAAAACUUACUUUACAAACAAUUUCCGAAAGAGUUUGUUUGGAACUCACAAUCCAAAACUUGGAACAAAAGAGGUACAAAAAAGACUAAAAAGGUUAUUGGUCGCGUAGUUACUGCCAACCCCAUUGAAGGAGAAAGAUAUUAUCUACGUAUACUACUAAACCAUAUUGGAACAUCUACAUCCUUUGAUGAUCUCAAGACUUUGAAUAAUAAAAAAGCUAAUACAUUUCACGAGGCAGCAUUAAUGCAUGGCUUGCUCCAUUCAGAUAAUAGCUUAGAUCUUUGUUUACAAGAAGCCACAAUGUAUAGAAUGCCUUGUAGUCUAAGGAGACUAUUUUAACCUAUACUUGUUCAUUGCAGUCCAAAGAAUCCAAAAGAGCUAUGGGAAAAGUAUAUAUAAAAACGCCAUGAGCGAAGAUUAUGAACAUACAAAAGCUUUCACAAAACAUCAAAUAAGGCACAAAGUGCUCCAAAAUAUAAGUUAUACUACCUCCGUUCCUAAAUGAUCUUUACGGUUACUAUUUGCACGGUAAUUAAGGAAUUUUGGUGAACAUGUGAUGGUGGAGUAACAAAUGAAAAAUGAGUGGCUAUAAAUUGUCCAACAAUGUGAGUGGGUGAAAACUAAUAUUAAAGUAUUGUGAGUGGGUAAGUUAUGGUGGGCCAAAUAAGAGUAAAAAUGGAAUAAAGUAGGAGUGUAAAGAACUUUCAGGAACGGACUAAAACGGAAAGCGUAAAGAACUUUUAGGAACGGAGGUAGUAUAUUAGAGUCUAUGGUUAACGAAUUAUCAGACUAUAAAUUUGUAGAUCAUGAUAUCAACAUUUGUAACGAAGAAGAAACGUGCAAUGAAAAAGAGGAUGAACUACAUAUAUACCAGAAGAAGAAGAUCUCUUAACGAUAACAAAACUUAAAAAAGAACAAAAACAAGCGUUUGAUAUCAUAACAAAACAUAUAUUUUUAAACAUACCUGGUGCUUUUUUCAUAGAUGGGCCCGGUGGAACUGGGAAAACAUAUUUGUACGUAGCAAUUCUUGCUGCUGUGAGAUCAAGAGGUUUAAUAGCACUGCCUACCGCAACUUCUGGGGUGGCGGCGUCUAAUCUUCCGUUUGCUAGAACACCACACUCUAGAUUUAAAACACCUAUCAAUAUAGAUGAAAACAGUUCUUGCAACAUAAGCAAACAAAAAGGACUUGGAAAAUUAUUACGUGCUGCAAAAGUCAUCAUAUGGGAUGAGGCUACAAUGGCAACAAAAAAACAAUAGAAACUCUAGAUCAAGUAUUACAAUACAUAAAUGAUUCCACUCAUCCUUUUGGAGGGAAAGUUGUAAUAUUUAGUGGCGACUUCCAUCAAGUACUUCCUGUAAUCCCUAAAGCAUCAAAAGAAGAACUAAUAGAAGCAAGCAUAGUCAGAUCUAAAGUAUGGCACACUCUACAAAAAAUAAGCCUAACAGAAAAUAUGAGAGCUAUAUUAGACCCCUAUUUCAGUGAGUAUUUAUUAAAGUUUGGUAACGGUGAAGAAAAACCUGUGUAUGAUGAUAUGAUCAAACUUCCUUCUUCUAUGGUUGUGCCCUUCGAAGAUGAAACAACCUCUUUAAAUCAAUUGAUCGAACAUGUAUUUCCAAAUUUAGAAAAUCUUGCCUUUACUCCCGAGCUAUUAAUAAAUCGAGCUAUACUAACCCCGAAAAAUAACGAAGUUGACCACAUAAAUGAUUUGCUCAUUAAUAGAUUCCAAGGAGAGUCAUUUACAUAUCAUAGUUUUGAUGAUCGAAACAAUAGAUUCAAAUGAACAAGGAAAUCAUGAAGAUUUUUUAAAUAGUUUAACACCGAAUGGACUUCCCCCUCACAUACUAACCUUGAAACAAAACUGCCCAAUCAUGCUGCUAAGAAAUAUCGACCCUUCAGAUGGCUUAUGUAACGGUACACGAUUGAUUUGUCGCCAAUUCUCGAAAAAUGAAAUUGAUGCUGAAAUAGCAAUUGGACCUCAACGUGGGAAAAGAUUUUUUCUCCCAGAAUUCCUCUAAAACCCAGUGAAAAUGACAAAUAUUCUAUUCCUUUUACAAGAAGACAAUUCCCUAUUAGGUUAUGCUUUGCAAUGACUAUAAAUAAGGCACAAGGACAAACAAUAGAUUAUGCUGGUAUUUAUCUUCCCCAACCAGUUUUUUCGCAUGGACAAUUAUAUGUCGCACUAUCACGGGUCAAAACCUCCGAGAACAUCAAAGUUCUUGCUAUUCCAAAUGAAGACAACUCUAACAAUGGCUGCACAAGAAAUAUGGUAUACAAAGAAAUAUUAACGCUUGCAAAAACUACUUAGUUUGAUAUUGCAUAUAUCUGAAUUGCUCCGCUUAAUAUAUAAUUU